Molecule: messenger RNA, 2127 nt
Organism: Monoraphidium neglectum
Lineage: Eukaryota; Viridiplantae; Chlorophyta; Chlorophyceae; Sphaeropleales; Selenastraceae
Exons: 12
Coding region: 1-2127 (708 amino acids)
Source: RefSeq, a predicted model, not a curated record
AUGGCGCAUGGCCGGCCAGGCCGAGCGCUGCUGCGGACGCCGUCCACGGACGCCGCAGCAGCGCUAGAAGUGGUCGUGCGGUGCCCGGCGGACGAACCCUAUGCGCGCUGGCGCCCCAACCCCACCGUUGCGAAGAUGCGGGCGCUACUGCUGUCGCCCAACCUGCAGCUGGCGCUCCAAUUGGCGGUCGGCGCGCUGCUGGUCUCCAUGUUCACUUUCCAAAGCGUGAUGAUGUCACCAAACUGCCACGUGGGUACCCGGCUGAGGGCCGUGUGCUCGUUCAUCGGAGACACAUGCGUGGCGCUCGUGCCGGCGGGCAUCCUGUGCACUCUGGCCAAGCUCAUCGGGCCGGCAUCCGCCCACCCCGCGGUGCUCGCGCUGUACUGCACCGUCGGCCCCGCCCUGCUGGCGCUGCUCACCAUCAACCGCGCGGCGACGUGGCCGCCCAUGCUGUGGGCAUCGGGCAUGGUGACCCUGCUGGUAUUUGGCAACGUCGUCAUCGCCGGGUACCUGGUGUGGCCCCUCGAGUUGUGGUGGCGGCAGUCUGUCGCGCUGACGAUGCUCAGCGGCAUUGGCCUGGCCUGCGCCGCGAACCUCGUGGUGUCGCUGCUGGUGGUCCGCCUGGGCCUGUCGGAGGUGCUGCGCGGCGCCGGUCACGCGGCGUCGCGCAACGCGGCGCGCCUGCUGUGCCCGCCGGGCAGCAUGCCGGGGUGCGGGCCGCCCGCGAUCCUCAUGCUUGGCACGCAAGAGGUGCAGACGGCGUGCGCGGUCGAGGCCAGGGGGGCGCCGCUGUACGCGCUGGGCCCGAAGCUCCGCGCUGUUGAGUUGCUGCUGCCCGCGGCUGCCGCGGAGCCGGGCUGGCUCUUGCCCUCCCGCUUUGACGCCGGCGCGUACGGCGCGCUCGCGGCGGCUGCGCAGCGCGUGGUGUCAAGCCUGACCGCGUGCGAGUCCAUAUUGGAGGAUGACAACCUGAUCAACGAGGCCACCCACAGCCCCUGCUACACAAACGCCCUACGCCUCACACACGCCACCAUCGCCGCGGCCCUCGCGCACGCCUCGGCCGCCCUCUCGGCCUCCGCCCGCGGCCCCGGCCCUGCGGCGGCGGCCGCCGCCGGAGGGGUCGAUGCGGGCGCGUGGGAGGAGGUGCGGCGGGAGUUGAAGGACGGCCUGACCCUGGAGCAGAGGGCGUACUGGGAUGUGCUGCGCAGCGCGACUGACGCGGCGCCCGCCAAGGCCUGGUCGCUGACCCAGACGCGCGCCAUAUUCUUCAGCUACUCUGCCGCCAUGGAGGCCGUCGACGCCGCGCAGCAGCUGCAGGCCGCAACCCUCAGGGCCCUCGGCGGCGCCCCCAGCCCAGCGGGCAAAGCGCGCGCGGCGUGCGCUCCGAGCGGCGGGUGCGGGUUCGCUUGGACGCGGGGGCUUCGAAACCAGCUGAACGGCAGCAUGCUGUUUGCAAAUUGGAAGGCCGCGCUCGGGACGCGGCUGCCGGCAGGACUGGCCAGCCGGAAAGCCUUCCGCAAGAUGGUCUCCGGCCGCAGCUUCAUAGCGGGCGUCAAGAUCUGGCUGGUGCUGACGCUGCUGUUGAUCGGCGGGCUGCUGCUGCUGCAGUUUGACGCCCAGCUGGCCAAGCAGGCCAGCAACGUCUCUCAGGCCUUCAUCGCGGCAGUGCUGUCCAUGUCGGAGCGCACCGAAGCGACGGCGUCCAAGGUGGUGUCCUGGAUGGUCGGCAGUGUGCUGGGUGGCGCCGUCGGAUUCGCGCUGAUGUGGCACCCCUGGGUCGCCACGAGCCCCCACGUCCUCGCGGCAACCCUAUGCGUGGCCGCGUUUGCCGUCGGCCUGUUGGGCAGCAGCAACUUCCGAGUCACCAUCACGCUCACCCUGAUGACCGUCGGCUCCGAGGUGCUUUGCCAGUACACCCCCUGCUGCGCCCCCGGCCAGCCGCGCACCGGCGGCAGCGUCGCCUACUUCGGCGCCCGCACCGCGGCCAUCUGCGCGGGCAUCAGCCUGGGGGCCCUCGUGUCCAGCUUCGUGGCGCCCUGGUUCACCAGCUGCUGGGCGCUGGAGACUAUGGCUGAAGCCUUGAAAAAGGCCGCACAGCUGGCGGCCGUCGGCUACAAGAAGAUGUGA